Molecule: messenger RNA, 1100 nt
Organism: Patiria miniata (bat star)
Lineage: Eukaryota; Metazoa; Echinodermata; Asteroidea; Valvatida; Asterinidae
Exons: 9
Coding region: 62-997 (311 amino acids)
Cellular component (GO): membrane
Source: RefSeq, a predicted model, not a curated record
AAGAAGCAGAAACACUCUAGCGUAAUUAUAAGAGAAUCCAGAGAUACUUUCUGUCACGGUGAUGGCCACUACUAACGCCCCUCCUUCCUACGUGGCUGCGCCUCAGCCCGUCGGCCAGCAACAACUGGUGACGGUGCAACCCGCUGCCGGCGUUACUUUCGGCACGGUCAACCCACAGCCUCGAAGUGGUAACUGGAAGGGUAUUCUGUGGACAGGAACAAUUCAAGUGGUUUUGGGUUCCUUGACCGUCAUUUUUGGGAUUGCCACCGUGACUGCAUUUAACCGUGUGUACGAUAUCAUUGACAUCGGAUCUCCAAUUUGGUGUGGUAUAUUAUUCUACGUCGUCGCUGGAAUCUUGGGCAUUGUGUCAGGAUGUAAGAAGAAUUCCGGAGUGGCUAUCGGCUACAUGGUCAUGUCCAUCUUGGCUUGUUUGGCGACGUGCUGCGUCAUUGGUUUUAGUGCCGGCAGCAUGUCAACCAUCAAUUCAAGAUGCGUUUACUACGACUACAGUUAUAACUCGUAUGGUAGAUAUCGGUACCGCUGUGAUUUGAAGGUGGGUCAUACUUUAAUCACCGUUAACGAGAAACGUUUCCUUUUUUAUACACGUUAUCGUUACUAUAAUUACACUCCACCAUGCUGUUAUUUGCAGGCGGCCAUCAAUGGUGUUUAUGCUACACUGAUACUUCUCGCCUUAGCGGAGUUUGUUGUCGCCAUCGUUGGUGCCAGCAUGACCUGCGGUCCACUCUGCAGUGGUGGAUCAGCAACUCAGACUGUGAUCCAAUACCAAGCUCAACCACACAUGGGGGUUGCCACACAGCCCCAGGGACCAGCCUUCUACAACAUUGCUGGUCAGCCACAAGUUGCCUACCCAGCGCAGCAGGGGCAGUAUCCGCAAGCUCAAGCGCCCCCAACCGCCUACCGAGCCCAGAAGGGGCAGUAUCCGCAGGCUCAAGCACCCCCCACCGGUGAGCAACAGUACCAAGAACUCGUUAAAUAGGUCAUCGAUGAUCUUUGACCUGAUGGACACAUGAUAUCUGGAGUUGAAGGCAGAAUUAAAUUCUUGAUUUGUUCAUGUUAAAGGGAAGAUACAACAUUUGCAA